This is a messenger RNA of Diceros bicornis minor, 7645 nucleotides long. RefSeq names its product RUN and SH3 domain containing 2 (gene RUSC2). The transcript is spliced from 12 exons. Gene Ontology annotation, molecular function: protein binding. The record is from RefSeq and is a predicted model, not a curated record. The coding region runs from base 547 to 5082 and encodes 1511 amino acids. Gene Ontology annotation, cellular component: cytoplasmic vesicle. NCBI's taxonomy places the organism in Eukaryota, Metazoa, Chordata, Mammalia, Perissodactyla, Rhinocerotidae.
GACUUUUUCCCCGAGGCUCCUAGGGACAAGAGAGGAGCUAGGCCCAGCUCUCCCUCAUUUUCUUUGCUGCCUUGAGAGUUCUCCUCUUCCAGCACUGGCUGCCGCUGUGGCUGGCUCCUUUCUCUCCCCUCCCCCUUCCUUUAGGCUAAAGGCCCACAGGGACUGACAGGGAGGGAGUGCUGAGCGGCUGUACUGUGGACAUGCCCGCUCCUUUCCCUUCCCCCUUCCCUUGGCAGCAACGUCACCACAGCACCAACGGCAGCGGCAGCAGCAAGGAUACUGGGGCUGGGAUUGCGCAGCCUCCCUGCAUUAGCAGCGAUGCCAUUGUAUUAACAGAAAUCAGAUCUCAGGAAGUCGGCCCAGUUCCUCCUGUGUGGUCCUGUGGAACAGUGCCUCAGCUGGAACUGUCAAGGUAGAGCUUGAUCAGAGUGCAAAAGGAACAGAAGCCUCCGGGUACAGCUCAAGGCUCCUUGCAGAGGUGCCAAGGUCUCCUGAUGAAAUGUGUUCUGCCCCACUGGGCUCCGGGGGCAGUGUCUGGUGCUGUUGAUGCCCUUGUUCGAACUUUCCAGAAUGGAUAGUCCCCCAAAGCUGACUGGAGAGACCCUCAUCGUCCAUCAUAUCCCCCUGGUGCACUGCCAAGUGCCAGACAGGCGGUGCUGUGGAGGGGCAAGUGGAGGUAGUGGGAGCAUAAGACCCAAUCCGUUCUGCCCACCCGAGCUGGGCAUCCCCCCGCCUGAUCAAGACCUAGGACAAGCUGACUCCCUGUUGUACAACAGUCUGCCCUCUGCUCCAGGGGGAUCUGCGCAGUCUGCAGACAGCACCAAGAGUAGAGGUCGGGAUGGAAGAGGCCCCGGGGCCCCUAAACGACACAAUCCCUUCUUGCUGCAGGAUGGUGUGGCCGAGCCAGGACUUGGUGACCUGUAUAAUGACAGCAUUGGUGAUAGUGCCAUCCAGCAGUCCUUCCACCUGCAUGGGGCUGGCCAGCCCACCUUCCAGCUAUCCUCUUUCCAGCUGCCACCACCUGGCCCCAGAGUGGGCAGGCCACGGGGGUCAACACGUUGUCGGGCUGGAGUGGUGGAGGGGCAGGAACAGGAGCCAGUGACCACCUUGGAUACCCAGCAGUGCAGCACUAGCCGCUGCUGCCGGCCAGAGCUGGAAGCAGAGACCAUGGAGCUAGAUGAGUGUGCAGGACCUGGUGGGAGUGGCACUGGGGGUGGAGCCAGUGAUACCUCUGGCUUUUCCUUUGACCAGGAAUGGAAGCUCAGCUCAGAUGAAUCCCCAAGGAACCCCAGAUGCUCAGGCUCAGGACCCCAGCACUGCCGCUGCAGUAGCACAUCCAGUCAGUCCGAGGCGGCUGACCAGUCCAUGGGCUAUGUGAGUGACUCCUCCUGCAACAGCUCAGAUGGUGUGCUGGUCACCUUCAGCACCCUCUACAACAAGAUGCAUGGCAACUCCCGUGCCAAUCUUAACUCAGCCCCACAAUCUUGCAGUGACUCUUCCUUCUGCAGCCAUUCAGACUCUGGCGCCUUCUACCUGGACCUGCAAACCUCCCCAGCUGAGUCUAAGAUGUCUUGUGAGUCCCACCACCCUGACAGUGGAGGAAGGGAAGGAGGCUAUGGUUGUCCUCAUGCCUCAUCUCCUGAGCUCGAUGCCAACUGCAACUCCUACCGGCCACACUGUGAGCCCUGCCCAGCUGUGGCUGACCUCACAGCCUGUUUCCAGAGCCAGGCCCGUCUUGUUGUAGCCACACAGAAUUACUAUAAACUUGUCACCUGUGACCUGUCCUCCCAAUCAUCCCCAAGCCCAGCUGGCUCUUCUAUUACUAGCUGCUCUGAGGAACACACGAAGAUAAGUCCUGCACCAGGCCCUGGCCCUAGCCAGCCCUCUGAGUAUUACCUAUUCCAGAAGCCAGAAAUCCAGCCAGAGGAACAAGAAGCAGUGGGUUCCUCAGAGGAAGCAGCAGCUCCCGUGGGUCCUGCUGUGAUUGAGGGGCAAGUGUACACUAAUACUUCACCCCCUAACCUUAGCACUGGACGUCAGCGCUCUCGAAGCUAUGAUCGCAGCCUUGAGCGAAGCCCUCCUGUUCGCCUGGGCUCACUGGAACGCAUGUUGAGUUGCCCAGUGCGCCUGAGUGAGGGCCCUGCAGCCCUGGCUGGGCCUAACUCCUCACCUAGGCGGGUCACUUCUUUUGCUGAGCUCGCCAGGGGCCGGAAGAAAGUCGCAGGCUCUGGCUCCCCCCCACUUCGAGUGAGCAUUGGAGACUCCUCCCAGGAGUUCUCACCCAUCCAAGAAACCCAACAAGAUAGGGUGGACCCACUGGAUAAGGGCACUCGCUGUAGCCAUAGCCUACCACCCAUGCCUUUGGGGCCAGGCAUGGACCUACUUGGCCCAGAGCCCUGGUCCACCCAGGUCUGUCAGGGCCCCCAGUCCAGUGAGAUGCCACCUGCUGGUCUCAGAGCUGCUGGGCAAGGCCACCUGACCCAGCUGAUGGAUCCAGGGCCUGCUCUCCCAGGGAGCUCAGCCAACAGCCAUACCCAGAGGGAUGCAAGAGCCAGAGCUGAUGGGGGUGUUGCUGAGAGCCGACCAGUCCUUCGCUACAGCAAGGAGCAGAGGCCAACCACGCUGCCCAUCCAGCCCUUCGUGUUCCAGCACCACUUCCCCAAGCAGCUGGCCAAGGCCCGGGCCCUCCACAGCCUUUCCCAGCUCUACAGCCUCUCGGGCUGCAGCCGUGCACAGCAGCCUGCCCCACUGGCUGCCCCGAGUGCUCAAGUCCCAGCCCCAGCUCCUUCAGGGGAGUCACAAGCAUCCACCAACAGAGGUGCCAGGAAAGGUGGCCCUGAGCCAGAAACCUCACGGCCGUCACCCCUGGGCAGCUACUCCCCCAUUCGAAGUGCUGGCCCCUUUGGGCCCAGCACCGACUCUUCUGCUUCCACUUCAUGCUCCCCUCCCUCAGAGCAGGCCACAGAAAGCCCACCCCCAUGGAGCCACUCCUGUCCUCCUGCUGUCCAGCCUGCCACUUCCCAGCAGCCACAGAAGGAAGAUCAGAAGAUACUGACCUUGGCUGAGUACCGGCUCCAUGGGACAGGAAGCCUGCCUCCUCUGGGCUCCUGGAGAUCUAGCCUCAGCCGAGCAGAGAGCCUGGCCCGGGGAGGUUGUGAGGGCAGCAUGGCCUCCAGACCCAGUAACGCCAACCAUCUAUCCCCUCAAGCACUCAAGUGGCGGGAAUACAGGAGGAAGAACCCACUAGGGCCACCUGGCUUGUCAGGGAGCCUAGACCGAAGGCCACAGGAAGCUCGGCUGGUCCGAAGGAACCCCAUCUUUGAGUUUCCUGGCUCCCUCAGUGCUGCUGGCCAUCUGAACUGCCGGCUGAAUGGUCAAAUAGUAAAGCCAUUACCACUGACUUGCCCUGACUUCCAAGACCCCUUUUCCUUGACUGAGAAGCCUCCAGCUGAGUUUUGUCUGUCCCCAGAUGGCAACUCAGAGGCCAUUUCCAUUGACCUGCUUCAGAAGAAAGGGCUGGUGAAAGCUGUUAACACUGCUGUGGACCUCAUCGUGGCCCAUUUUGGCACAAGCCGGGAUCCUGGGGUGAAGGCAAAGCUGGGGAAUAGUUCUGUGAGCCCCAAUGUAGGCCACCUGGUUCUGAAGUACUUGUGCCCUGCGGUCCGGGCUGUGCUGGAGGACGGGCUCAAGGCCUUUGUGCUAGAUGUCAUCAUCGGGCAACGUAAGAACAUGCCAUGGAGUGUGGUUGAGGCUUCCACACAGCUAGGCCCAUCCACCAAGGUCUUGCACGGCCUCUACAACAAAGUCAGCCAAUUCCCAGAGCUCACCAGUCAUACCAUGCGCUUCAACGCCUUCAUCCUUGGCCUGCUCAACAUCCGGUCUCUGGAGUUCUGGUUUAAUCACCUCUAUAACCACGAAGAUAUCAUCCAGACCCACUACCAGCCAUGGGGCUUCCUGAGCGCAGCACAUACUGUGUGCCCUGGCCUCUUUGAGGAGCUGCUGCUGCUGCUACAGCCCCUGGCCCUGCUGCCCUUCAGCCUCGACUUGCUGUUCCAGCACCGGCUGCUGCAAAGUGGGCAGCAGCAGCGGCAGCACAAGGAGCUGCUGCGGGUGUCCCAGAACCUGCUGCUGUCUGCCCACUCAACGCUGCAGCUGGCCCAGGCCCGGGGCCAGGAGGGCCCCGGAGACGUGGACAGGGCAGCCCGUGGGGAGCGGGUGAAGGGUGUGGGUGCCCCAGAAGGUGGAGAAGAUGAGGAGGAAGUGGAGGAGACAGAAGAGGCGGCAGAGGAUGCUGGGGGCUCAGGGUGUGGCAGGGGGGCCCGAGGUGGGCAGGCUGGCUGGUGGUACCAGCUCAUGCAGAGCUCCCAGGUCUACAUCGAUGGCUCCACUGAGGGUUCAAGGUUCCCCCGAGGUGGCAGCAAUAGCAGCAGUGGCAGCAGCAGUGAGAAAAAGAAAGGGGCCGGAGGUGGGGGGCCACCUCCCCGAGAGGGAGUAGUGGAGGGAGCUGAGGCCUGCCCUGCUCCUGAGGAGACCCUGGGCUGGGACAGGGGCUGGCCCUUCUGGAUGGGGAGCCCCCCUGAUUCUGUACUGGCUGAGCUGAGACGCAGUCGGGAGAGGGAGGGGUCCACUGCCCCCCCAGCAGAAAAUGAGGAAGGAGCCUCAGGGCCUUCACCUGGGGGCAUCAAGUGGGGACACCUCUUUGGGUCCCGAAAGGCUCAGCGGGAAGCCCGGCCCACAAACAGGCUACCGUCAGACUGGCUGAGCCUGGACAAGUCCAUGUUCCAACUAGUAGCACAGACAGUGGGUGCCCGCCGGGAGCCAGAGCCCAAGGAGAGCCUGCCGGAGCCACACUCUCCAGCCCUGCCCUCUAAGCCUCCAUGCCAGGUGAAGGCACUGUGCCACCAUCUGGCCACAGGCCCUGGACUGCUGAGCUUCCACAAGGGAGAUAUCCUACGGGUGCUGGGGCCAGCCAGAGGAGACUGGCUGCAUUGCAGCCAUGGCGCUGACACAGGCCUGGUGCCUCUGGCCUAUGUGACCUUGACCCCAACUCCAAGUCCAAUCCCCAGAAGCAGCCAAAACUGAGGCCCUGUGCAUGCUGGUGGCCUCAGGGACCCUCAUAACCCCCAGACUCGGAGCCUGAGAGCCCUUCCCUCUGGCUUGGCUACUGAGAGUAGACUGAGAGCUGGGGGCCACAUAUCCCUGUGCUCAGUAUUAAUCACUCCCCCUUAACUGUCCCAGUGACCUUGUCCAGACCUCUACCCAGGAAAGGAGGGAAGGGACACAGCACUGGACUGCCAGGAUUUCCCCAGCCCAUUUGGGCCAGCCCUUCCAUGGGUACAGACAAGCAUGUCCCUAUGGAGGGAGUGACUGGAGGCCCAUUUGCAAGGUUCCCUAGGCCAGGUGGUGAGGUGGAGGGGUGACAGUAUUGGGGCCAGAUCCCUAAGCCCCUAGCUGUAAAUAGGCUGUGGCCAGUGCCUGGUGGUCAAAAGAGGGAGGAGGAGCCCAGGCUUCUGUUUGUGUAUUUAUUUAUUUAUUUAUAACACCUAUUAAUAAAAAAGGUGCUCGGCCUCCAAACCAUUCUCUUUGUGGCUCCCCCCACCCUCUGGCCCACCUCUCUUCCUUCCAAAAGGAUGGCUGGGAUAGGAUGAACAGGGAAGAGAGAACUUGAGGUCCAGGUACCUACACCAGGAGCUGCUGCUGGAGGGUGCUGAAGCCCAGAGCAUCAUGGGUGAGAUGGCCAUAUGUGCAGCCAAACUGGAACUUAUGCCCUGUGUGGCCAAGAGAGUCUGUCACUUGUAGCCAGUGGCAUGGAAAAGCCAUUUAUUUCUCAGCAUGUUGCCUAGACCCUCCAAAAUCUGGUCCUGACUCCCCAGGGUGAACUACCUCAGUUUCUUUUUCUUCCCUAUGGUAAAGCUGAACCACGUGAUCUGAGGUCCCCCCAUAUCUAUUAGUUCCAUCCCCCCAAACCACCUCCACCUAUCCCACACACACACACAAUAUUCCAGUCCCCAAAGCCUCCCUCUGGGGCUAUCCUUACCUGGCACAUGGUCCCCGUAGUUAGGUAAAAGGCUCAGAUUCUGAGAGUAGGUCCUGGAAAGUGGGGGGAGAUGUUUGGGAUCUUUCUGGGGUCUGCCCCAUGAAUACAUCUGUCCAAAUUCCUGCAGUGCCUGGUUGGUGAGCACAGGAAAGCUGGAGCCGAAGAGGAAGCGGGCACGGGGCACAUAACCAGUGAAGCCUGGGGGAGGGGAUACUGAGUGAAGACCUCCUGGGCGCCUCCCCACGCCUUUGGUCAUUACUCACCUCCUCUCACCUGACUUGAAGAACUUGCGAGGAUCUCUGUCAUCCAUGGAAUAGGGGGAAGCCUUGUGAGGAGAAGCAGAUAGAAGAAAAAUAGGGCUAUCAAAUUCAGCUCCUGUGCUCUAACAAGCUCCCAGGGAGGUGGAGCUGGCAGUCAACCUCACAUCCCAUGUACCCACAGCCAUGCUACUCGUGGCCACCCCCAGGCCUGGCCACACAGACGUAAGGCUCCCCACUCCCACCCCACUGCAGACCCCUCAGCUAUCUGGGUCUCACUCGUUCCGCCUCCUGUCCCAGCUCUGGCUCCUCGGCCUUCAGCUCUGGCUCUGGCUCUGGCUCUCAGGCUUGCUCCACGUCUUCUCCUCCUUUAGCCUCCUUUGGCAGCUCUUGACUCCCAUGUCCCCCACGCCACUGAGUAAAACCAUGCAGAGCCUCAGCCCAGACCUGGCUGCAGUUCUUGGCAAAAAUGAACUGUGCCUGGGGUACAAAACCUGGGUGGGCAGGGGCAAGGAAGAUUUCUAUUAGUGUUUGGGACACGUGUUCUGGUAUGGGAUCACCUGUUCAUACCUGUGUACAUACCUGUGUACCCAGGGAUCAUGCUGGAGCUGAGCCUUUCGUGCGCGUGCCUGACAUGCAGGCUUCCUCUGGGAACCUCGGGAGAUCUUGGAGGCUGAAUGCGAGGCAGAAGUGUGCAACGGGCAGGGGGCUAGGCUAGGCCAGGAGAGCCUCGAAGUAGCUGACCAUUUGCCUGCCCAUAGGUCUGGCCCAUGCUGGACCGAAGUAGUGGGCAGUGUCCAGUGUACCUAUAGUACAGGACUCACCCACUCACCUCCAGAGUCCUUCUGCCCCCCCCAUCCCCAGAGGCAGAAGCAGAGAUCUCUGAAGCCCUAGUCUUUUCUAGACUCAGCUGUGUAUAUAUUUGGAGCAGGCAUUUCUCAGUUCUCUGUCUGGGUUUUCAACCCUUCCCCUCUGCUGUUACCCUGUUACCAAGGAGAAGACAACACAGAGCUUCGUGGCACGCCCAGCUACCACAUUUCCCUUGCUUUUCCAUCCAACACCGUAGAUAUCCCAGCCCUGAGCCUCCCAAACUGCUAUGUCCAGUUGGCCCCGGAGGUCUAGGGGGGCACAACUCCUAUCCCUCUACCCCUAUUCCCAGAAGCAAGCUGGGUGUGCUCUGGGUAGAAGUGUUACCCCGGCAUAUAAUGAGGGUUCAGCCCCAGUAUGAAGGUGCUGGCCAUAGCCGUGGGAACCCAGGCAGUUCCUUUUGUUUCCCUUUGAGCCGAGGCUCUGGGCUGUGUGUACUGUGUCCAGGGCAAUGGGGCCAAGCCAGAGGCAGGAGGCAGGGCCA